UAUUACACUGACACUGACAACAUGAAGUUUGUCAAAGGGAUUUUACUUCUUCAACUUAGCGCUAUCUGUCAAGCUUUACUUAAUUCAACGACACAAGUACCUCCAACAAAUUCAUCUGUUCUGCCUGAUGGAAACUUUACACAAUUUGAAGAAGACAUUAACGAUACACCAUACAUUGAACUACUUUCUGGAAAAUGCCACUGGACUCUGAAAAUGUCUAAAAACUCUCCUAUCGUGGAUGUAGCAGUUGAUGUAGAGUUAGCAGACAGGCUAGCUCUGCAGAUCUGUCAGGAUCUUGGCUGUGGACAAGUCUACAACAUGAAGAAAAUCAAAUAUCCCUCAAACUCCUCCUGCUUAUCUGAAUAUCAAAAUCAAAUGGGACGGCUCCAAAACUGUUCUUUUAAAGAAGUCCAGGACUGCGUGGUGAUCUCUGAAGCUCUGUGUGGAGCCCACAUGGUGCGCUUGUCCGAGGGCAAGGAUCGCUGUGCUGGGCGGGUGGAGCUGUGGAGAGAGGAUCAGUGGGGCUCCGUGUGCGAUGACCACUUUGACCUGAAGGAGGCUCAGGUGGUGUGUACUCAAAUAGGGUGUGGAUACGCCCUAAACGUGAGCGGACAGGUUGGUCUCUUUCCCCCGGGUAGAGCAGGUCCGGUUCUCCUGGACGAUCUCAACUGCACCGGGACAGAGCCAAACCUGUGGGACUGUCCUGCCACUGAGAACGUGGACUGUGGACACAAAGAGGAUGCAGGGGUGGUGUGCUCAGAGAUGAAAGCAGUACGUCUGUCUGGGGGGCUGGACCACUGUUCAGGGAAAGUGGAGAUUCAUCGUAACGGGACGUGGGGGACCGUGUGUGACACCUGCUGGAACAGAGACCUGGCCUCCAUGAUCUGCUCCAUGCUCCAGUGUGACCCGGACCCCCAAAACUUCACCCAGUUCAACCCACCUCUGAGCCACAACCCUGGGCCUCUGUACUACUACCACUGCCCCCCCAGCUCCAGCGCGACUCUAUGGGACUGCAGGGAGAUCUUCAACAGGCCACACCUCUGCAAAAAUACCAACGCAGCAGGGGUCAUAUGCAGAGGUUCUCUUGGGUUUCCAGUCACCACUACAGACAAAUCUGAUGCAAAAACUACUGGGAAGGUUACAGAUGCUACCACAGCGAUGCCGGGUGACUCCUCUCCUCUGCUCUCUGUGCCAGUCCUCGCUCUUGCCUCUGUGUCUUUGCUGCUGUUGGUUUUUCUCAUUGUGAACACGGUGCUCUGCUGCCACUUCAAGAGCAGGCAUGCAUUCAUGGUUCAGCAGUCGCACAAGAGUCAGUCCAACUCAAAGCAACGACGCAACAGUUACAAAGAGUCCGUGGACCUCACUAAAAUCACCACCAACCCAGGUCCUAACCAUGCCUUCUUCACGAGCCCUGUUUGGAUGCAGCUUAGUGUUGACCCUCCAGUAGAAACAGACUCUUAUGAACCGUCCUUUUCCACAUUUCGCAAUUCUCAGAGACACCGAGAUGACAGGAAUCCUUUGAUGAGACCUUUGGAUUUAAAUUGCCUCCAUGAAGAAGCCUCUGAGCCCGUUCACGGAGAAGUGGGGGCGUUUCUGAGCUGUAACGGUGCAGACUUCAGACCAAUGUCACAGAUCACCUCCAACUCCUUUGACACGUCCAGCACCUCAUCUGACGAAACCUACAAAAACACAACCCCCCACAGCGAAUGGCCUCCAUAUAAAGAGAAAGAGGAGGAGGAGGAGGGUCCAGUGUACAGCCCUGUGAGCCCAGAGACAGACACUUCUUCUGAGGAGGACUACGAUGAUGUGGCCUGAGUUUGACGGAGCAUGAGAGAGGGACACUGUGAAGGGGAAUAAGAUGAGACUUUA
Messenger RNA from Periophthalmus magnuspinnatus, 1869 nucleotides. Its product is annotated as T-cell differentiation antigen CD6-like. Lineage: Eukaryota; Metazoa; Chordata; Actinopteri; Gobiiformes; Gobiidae. The coding region runs from base 22 to 1815 and encodes 597 amino acids. The transcript has 12 exons. The record is from RefSeq and is a predicted model, not a curated record. Gene Ontology annotation, cellular component: membrane.